AUGCCAGAAGGUGGAAGGACCAGCCAGCUCCAGAAAAACAGAAAACUGAGUGUGCUGGCCAAGGGCGACCUGCAGUCCACCUUACUGGAAGGGCACGGGGCGGCCCCACCGGACCUGGAUCUCUCUGCCAUCAAUGAUAAAAGUGUGGUGAAAAAGACUCCACAGUUAGAAAGAACAAUGGGACAAAGGAAUGAUUCAAACUCAUUUUCUUCUGCACGGAAAAAGAGCCAAGAUUUAUCCGAAUCUAUGGACAUGAUGGAGUCACAGACUUUGCUCUUCACACUGCUGACCAUCAAGAUGGAGAAGAGCCUCGCCUUGCUGGAGGAGAAGGCAGAAAGCAAACUGUUGGCCAUGUGCCGAGAGCAGGAGACGCUCCAGAAGAAGGUGCAAGAGCUUCGGCGCAGACGGCUGCUCGGGCAGAGGACGAAGGAGCUGCUGGGCUUGGUGGACGUGCAGGCUGAGCUGCUCAGUCCCUUCGUGGCGGUGGCUGAACGCUUCAAGGAGCAGUACAAGACCUUCGCGACAGCCCUGGACUCCACUCGGCACGAGCUGCCCGUCACAGCCAUCCACAUGGAGGGCAGCAGCCAGCAAUUCCUGGAUGACCUGCAGAAGGAGCUGGCUACCACACCCUUCCUGCUGGGUGACCUUGGGGCCAUCCCCUUGGAGGAGAGUGUGAAAGCGCUGGACUUCCUGAGUGAACUCAAAGAGGUGAUCUCAAAGAAGGACUCGGAGCUCCAGAGGAGUUUCACCCAGGUGCUGGACCUUUCCGCUGAAGUAAGCAAGGAGGCAGCCUUAAUUAACCAGGACGUCUGGGAAGGGGUCCAGGGCUUAGAGGCCCUGAGACUGUGGUACUUCCACCGCGAUGGUGACAGCAGGGACCUCUGUGGCAGAGACCCUCAGAGCAGGCUCUUCCUGGUCAGCAAGGAGCCGUGUGCACCGUGA
Molecule: messenger RNA, 942 nt
Organism: Elephantulus edwardii (Cape elephant shrew)
Lineage: Eukaryota; Metazoa; Chordata; Mammalia; Macroscelidea; Macroscelididae
Gene: HAUS8
Product: HAUS augmin-like complex, subunit 8
Exons: 8
Coding region: 1-942 (313 amino acids)
Source: RefSeq, a predicted model, not a curated record